AGUUCCGGGGGGGGGGCGGCCGCUGCCCAAGCUCAGCCCCCCUCAGCGUGCGGGGCGGGGCGGGGCGGGGACGGCGGCGGGAGGCUCCGCAGCGGCUGCAGCCCCAGCAGCGCCGGCGCCGCCGAACCCCGAUGCCGGCCCUGCAGCGGCUCGCCCGGGAAGAUGGCGCCGUCGCACGUCCUCAAGUGCUGCCAGAGGGUGCUGGCCUGGGUGCCCGUGGUCUUCAUCGCCCUGGUGGUGGCCUGGUCCUACUACGCCUACGUGGUGGAGCUGUGCGCGUUUACGAUUACCUCAACAGGAGAAAAAGUUAUCUACCUUGUGGUUUUUCAUCUGUCAUUUGCCAUGUUUGUAUGGUCCUAUUGGAAGACAAUUUUUACAUAUCCUGCUUCCCCCUCCGAUGAGUUCUGCUUAUCAAAAUCUGAUAAAGAACAAUAUGAAAGAGAAGAGAGACCAGAAUCCCAGCAGGAUAUUUUGAGAAGAGCUGCUAAAGACUUGCCUAUCUAUACCACAACAGCAUCAAGGGCAAUCAGAUAUUGUGAUAGAUGCCAACUAAUCAAGCCUGACCGCUGUCAUCACUGUUCUGCAUGUGACCUGUGUGUACUAAAAAUGGACCAUCAUUGUCCUUGGGUGAAUAACUGUGUGGGAUUUUCUAACUACAAAUUCUUCCUCCUGUUUUUAUUAUACUCCUUAUUGUACUGUCUGUUUGUUGCUGUUACGGUCUUGCAGUACUUCAUAAAGUUUUGGACAAAUGAUCUGCCAGACUCGCAUGCAAAAUUCCAUGUACUUUUCCUUUUCUUUGUGGCUGCCAUGUUCUUCAUCAGCAUACUGUCCCUUUUCAGCUACCACUGCUGGCUAGUCAGCAAAAACAGAUCAACAAUAGAAGCAUUCCGGGCACCCACAUUUCGAAAUGGCCCUGACAAAAAUGGCUUCUCUCUCGGAUGUAGCAAAAAUCUGAAAGAGGUUUUUGGAGAUGAAAAGAAGUAUUGGUUGCUGCCUGUUUUUACAAGCUUGGGUGAUGGUUGUAAUUUUCCAACUCGUCUGGUGAUUAUGGAUCCAGAGCAACUUACUGUAUCAAGCCAAAAUGAAUCCGCCAAAAGCUCUGGAGCCAGUCAGCCCUUUCCUGCCAGGCCACUCAGUGAGUCACAAAAUCGAUUGUUGGACAAUGAAAGUCAGUGGGUGGAAGGUGGCUCAGAAGAAGAAAACGUUAAAUCAGGUGCAAAAAAGCAUGUUAUAGUUUCACUGGAAAGCUGAUCUCAGUCUGUUUAAUGACCAAUUAUCUCAAUGAGAAAAAGGUUUCUGCAACACAUUUGUGCUUGAAUAUUAAUUUUGUUUGGAAGAUGUUGCUCAGUUAAAUGGAACAGUGUGAACAUGUUGAAGAUUUAUGAGAAAUUGUUUUUAUACAGUACAAUGGACGCUUGUAAGCACUGCUGCAGAGCAGGGAAGUAAGACAGAUGCCUUAAGAUUAUUAAUAUGCAUUUAUGCAGCAUUGACUUAUAUACUGCUACAAAAGAGCCAAAUCCUGAAGUGUCCUGCAUGGGUGAGCAAGCCCAAACAGAGCAGAAACUAUGCAUUGCUGCUUUGGGGGGAUAGAUCUGCCAAGACCCAAGCAGGCAGAUCCCAUAUUCCUGUGCACUGCAGAAGUUACUUCCAUAGCAGGUCUCCAGGGGACCAACAAAGGGGAAAAGUAGAUGUGUUUCCCACAAAAACAGAGCAUGGCUAGUGAGUCUUCACAGUGUAGCUAUGUGGCCCAAACACAAUGUAAGGGAAGAGCAGCACGACCUAUCUUCAUCUUUUCCUGGUACCCAGUGGUGGCUGGUCACACGCUUACUACCCCUGUACCCUGGCUCUGUAGUGCUGUGGGGGUUAAAGACUCCUUCCUUCAGCCCUGCUUUGUUGCAGCAAAAUGCCAAGCAAGUAAAGCUCUUUCACUUGGGCUCCACUUGUUUGCUUCAGGAUUGGGCCCCCUAGUAAUUUGAUUUCUUUAAUCAUAUCAGGAAUGUAACUCUGUAAAGUGAAUUUUCAUUUAGAUAUAGUAACCUAAACAACAAUUUUACUUUUCCUACAGUUGCCUCUCAACAUACAAAACCUUGUCAAUCCAGAAGGAGCUAACAAACUAGUACACUUUUCUGUUAAGGGGUGUAGAAGGGAAGUACAAGGCAGUAAGAGAGCAGAAAGAUCCUAGUGGCAGCAAAAAUCUUAUUGCAAGUUUUGUACUGUAUUAGAAAAUGGAACUGGAGGAGAUUACUGCUUUUUAUAUUGAACACUUGAUGCUUUAUAAACAUUGUUUUAUAUUUGCUUUAGCUUUUUAAUAAAGACAGAAGGUGGUUUUUUUUAUUGUUGGCUCUAAAGUACCAUUUAGACACAGCUCAAGUAUCUGUGAUGAAAUGUAAAUGUUGGAUCAUGCAUUUGGGGAAUGCAUUGGAAGUUUACUGUAUGCUUUAGUCUGCUGUUUUUUAUUUUCAUUUUAAGUGGAAGUGACUGAAAAAUAGCUGAAAUAAGCACUUUACAUAAUGCUUUAUCCUGUUCAUGAAAGGCAAGUUAUGUGUUUCCUAUAUAAGGAAUAUAGUCCAUCGAAAGCUCGAGACCCACAGCAAACAACAUAUUCACAUUUCUUACUUCUAUUUAGAAAAGACUACUAAUGAUAUUUAUUUUUCGAUGGUACUGACAUUGCACCCAGCAAACUUGAAAAAUGUCCCUUACUUGUCAAUUUCUUUAUUCCAGUAUCUGCUGAUCCUGAAUAAGUGCAAUUGGGUCCUUUUGGAAACUGAAACUGCUUUCUGCCUCCAGUCCAUCAGGGCUGAAGGGACCAACCUGUAUAUCUUGGUUCCUGGGCUGAUUACUUCCAAAACCAAAUGUGUGUUUUAUGGAAACACUAAGGUUAAAGUUGGGGCAGGAUUUUGCUCUCACAGUCAUCUCUGGAGUUACCUACUCCUUUAUAUUUUCAAGUACUGUUUAAAGUGGAAUGGAUCUGAGAAUUUUUAAGCAUGCUCUGGUCACUAGCAAGUGUACUUAUGGAAGGAAAUUAAUUAUCCAAAUUUGCACUUUUCAGAAGUCUUGCAAAAUGUUUCUCCAAAUUUUGUAUUACUUUUGUACAAAAAGUGUAGCACCUACCAACUUCAGAAUUCACAAAAAAAAUCAUGUGCCUUCUUUUGAGCUACAAAUCCCUUUUCCCUGAAAUCUUUCAGCCCAUCUCAAAUAUUGGCAACUUCUGCUUAACUGAAAAUAAAAAAACAGUCACCAAAUUCUAGCAAUCAACAUGUUAGGUUUGGAAAGAGAGAUGGCCCCAUCAAAAUAUCCUAUGGCUUGGGGAAAGGUGCACUGGGUUGAGAAUCAGAAGACCCUCUUCUCCCCUCUUCCACUGAUGGGUGUUAAGGGCUGUGAAACAUCCCAAGCUGUCAUUGUAGAAAAUGUGACUAUGGGUAAUUCCCCCUGCAUUUUACAGAUGAGCUAACUGAAGAUCUAAGAUGUUGCAAAGGGUGAUUUCUGUCAGAGCAAGGAAUAGAACCUAGAUCUCUGCUGUGGCAAGCUCUCCUACUUAACAGUACUGCCUUUAAGAGUCUAAAAACGCUCCGUUAAUGGUAUCUGUUUAGUAUACUUGCAUCCACACUAGAGGGUAACACCAAUUUAACUAUAUUGGUUUCUAAACUGAUACAAUUUAAAGCAAUACAAAAGCUGCAUACAGACAAGCCCUCAGAGAUUAAGCCAAAUAUCCGUGUGUGGUUUCCAGUGAGCAAUAGUUUCUUUGGGAGCAUUCUUUCCUCUGUAUCUCAGAUGAGCCAUUAAUGAUGAAUUGAGACUUCCAUACAGAACUGGUGCUCCUGAUAUAUAGAUCUAGAUACAGAUAGAUUUUUUUAGUGCCAUAGUAUGCCAGUUUUUCUGAGGUUUUGGGAUAAGACUAGUAUGAGAGUAGCGCACUCUUGAUUCUGGUGAAGGAGUUGUUGUACUUGGAUGUAAAAGCAGAUAGUAUUUGAGGCCACUUUUACAGGAUGUAAAACAUCAUUGGGUGGUUCAACAAAGAGCCCCCUGGUUCAGCUCCCCUUCUUGGAGAAGUGAUUUGGCAUAAAAAAGACCAUAUUGAUGGAAAGGAAAUACCAGGAAACUGAUCUUAAAGGAUGCCCAGCUGUGGGCUCAUAGAACUAAACAGAAUCCACUGGCCAAAGUGGUGCAUCUCUCUGAUACAGGGAGUCAUUUUUGCUUUUUUGAGAACUGACAUAGGAGCUCUGGGUAUACAACAGGUACAGCAUCUGAAACAGGAUCAAAUCUUCAGGGCCGUCAUUUGGAGAGCAACCCUAUUGGCAGUUCACCAUGCAUAGGCAAGAGUGAAGGAAAGUGAAUUAAAGGCAGAAGGGGAGAGAGCCAGGAAUAAAAAUAAAUUUGGCAAGAAAGAGAGAGAUGGGGCGGGGGAGAAGCUGUUUUGCUGCUGAGUGGAGUUAUAAACUCUCUGCUUCCACGCUUUGCCUUACAGAGGCAGGACAAUCUGUGAGAGCAACGUACUGAGCAAGUCCUUUCAGCCCAGGCCUUUCUAUUCAACCACUCAGAGACUUCCAGUCACUGGAUCAAGGGAACCCCACCCAUUCAGGAUCAGUGGAGGUGUUCUUGAGAUAGUCAUUAUAGUGAGUGCUGGAUUGUGUUUUAUAAAAGCUGUUCCAUAUGACAACUAAGGGCUUGCCUACACCGGCAGUUUACAGCGCUGCAACUUUCUUGCUCAGGGAUGUGAAAAAACACCCCCCCUGAGCGCAGCAAGUUUCAGAGCUGUGAAGUGCCAGUGUAGACGGUGCACCAGCGCUAGGAGUACACCCCUCGUGGAGGUGGGUUUUUGGAGCGCUGGGAGAACUCUUUCCCAGCACUCUGCCGCAGCCACACAAGCCACAAGUCCUGCCGCAGCAGCUCUUUAGCGUUGCCAGUGUAGACUAGCAGUUCCAAUGCUUAAGCCUUCAGAUCCCUCCACUAUGCAGCCCCAAAUAAUAAUCCAGUUAUUUGGUUGCUGGAAUAUAUUGGUACCAUUAGAAUCAGUGUGCUUAAUGUUUUUAAAGCUAUUUUGUAUUAAAUAUAUAUAAUAUGCUUUGAACUCCCAGUUUGAGGGCAAAAGCCUGACAUAAAGCUCUUCUCUCUUCCUGUGUAAUGGUUUCCUCCCAUUUCUGAAUACUUAAGAUGAUAAAGUAGUAUCCUUAAGGGGGGAAGAUGAAACAAGUGAAUCUGUUAGAGAAUUGAAUUCAAUCUGGAAUGCUUUUGCUUAUGUAGCAAUAGCUGCAUUUACAAUUUGUACACAUAAUCAGACUGUUUUAAAUAGUGGUCUUCUGAUUCUUCACAAAUUUGUAUGAUGAAUGUAGAAAAAGGGACUCUUAUCAACUAAAUUCUUAGAAUACUAUCUCAGAAUUUGACAUCAGUCGUUUAUAAAAAGUAAUCUUUGAGCCCAGACUUCCGCUGACUGAUUUUUUACUAGGUAAUUCUAGAAGAAAUUUUUUGACAUUACUUAAGUUUUUAGCUGUCAGAUUUAAGAAAGUACACUCUAAUGUGUUAGUAAGCAUACCCAAACUGUGUGGCAUGGAUAGGUAACAAGCUACUCUUAGUACAUUAUAUGUCAGAAUUAGGCACACUAACACUUGCGCUUCUAUGAAUUUCAAGUAUCUAAAUUUUUCAGGUACUAUUCAAGUCUAAGUUCGUGCUUGAAACAGAUUUUAGUAUGUUUAUAGUAAUUUUUGUGGACAUUUUUCUGCAUCAUUGAAGCAUUGCAGUUUCAGCUCAAUGGAACCCAAGAGUGGAAUGGAAGUAGCAUUUGUAAGUAACAAUUAAUUUCUGUUGCCAGACCGUCUAAUGAAGGAUAAGGCUAGUGCAGUCAGUCUUCAGUUUGAGCAGCAACCAACCAAAUUCAAAAGUAUCUUCUGAAUACGAAGUUUUACAUUACAGUAUAGUUUGUGGAACCAGGCAAGUUUUAGGGAUUCAACCAUCCAUUUAAAAAAACUCCAAAUAUUUCAAUUACUGAAAUAUCUGUAAACAGAUCACCCGGGAACCAUUGUUCACCAUACCUGAAAUGUAAUUAGAUAUUCAACACACCGGGCAUCUUGUCAGUAUCACUAAUUGAUACCAAAGAGAAGCUGCAGUAUGUAAAGUUUAGUAUAAUACUGAAAAUGUUUACUAAGUUCAUUUCUAUCCAUUUACUUUGUAUGUAGGGACAGCUUUUUGUAUGCGUAUUUUUCUUUAGUAUAGAGCUGUCAUAAUCUGUAAUGAAAAUGCAGAAUGUUGUUAUAGUGCAUCUUAACAUUAAUGAUAAAAUUUGUUUUAGGUUAGACUUAAUAAAACAGUGAUUUUUGCAGAGGUUACUUGAAUCUUGUCUCUAAUAGGUAGCAGAAUCUGACCAUGUUUACAAGAUUGUUUUAAUUACUUGGUUUUCAGAAGAUGAUUUACCAGCAGAAACUCAGAUGAAUGCAAAGCACCCAUGCAAAUGUGCUGGGGAAUGAGUAUCAGGAUCUCCUGCUUGCUGGCACCAAAGAGUUAAUGGUGACCAGCAGACUUCAUACUGUUUACAUUAUUUAGGUUACAGUAUACUUAAGUGCUCAACAUACCUCUGUUGAGCUCUUCCUGCUGCAUCAGCUCUAGUCAGGUAUUCUAAGAAAAUCAGAUUUCACAGUAAUAUUUUUAGGAUCAAUCUACAUUAUGGUUGAGACAGAGAAUAGAUAAAACUGAUGUAUGCUAGUCCUUUAUUAAGAAUUUGCCCCAUUUAAAUUGUGAAAUAAAUAUCCCUGGGGUAUUUCUGCAGCUCCUGUAUUUGCCAGUGGGCAUGUCAUCUACAUUGCACUGUAAUGGCAAAAUCCUGGGUGUCUGCAACUAUCUUUCUUCCAUGUGGUUAUUUUCAGUGUGCUGCGUACACUUGCAGUUAAUUGUUUGAGUCUCUGAAGUUAAUUAUACAAGAAUAAAUAUGUAAUAAAUGACACUUAUUGUAUUUUUUGUAUGUUGCCGGUAGGAACAUUCCUAUGCACAAAGAAAACAUGUUGACAUUUAUAGUUUAGUACUUCAAAGUGUUUUUUUUAAAUGGGCUUUUAUAAAUGAAUGAAAUAUACAAAAAACAAACAAAUUCUGCCUGAGUUCCUUCAUAUUUUAAUCAUACCUUGUAACUUCUCCAUAUGUGUAUUUUCCAUCACUGUACUCUUAGGUUAUUACUUAAUGUUGAAUGUUUGCAUUCAGACUUUUGUAAAUCAAAGUUCAGACCUACAUAUUUUAUCUAAAUUACAAUUCACGGUUUAGGCAAAACUUGCACCUUUUGGGGCCGUCUUUUCCCAAGUGGUAAAAUAUUAAGUUAUGACAUGACCUCACUGAAUGCAAAAGUGACUAAAUAAAGAAUGUGAAAUAUUCUGAAAAUAAA
Molecule: messenger RNA, 7360 nt
Organism: Dermochelys coriacea (leatherback sea turtle)
Lineage: Eukaryota; Metazoa; Chordata; Testudines; Dermochelyidae
Gene: ZDHHC20
Product: zinc finger DHHC-type palmitoyltransferase 20
Exons: 13
Coding region: 163-1251 (362 amino acids)
Biological process (GO): peptidyl-L-cysteine S-palmitoylation; protein targeting to membrane; synaptic vesicle maturation
Cellular component (GO): Golgi apparatus; endoplasmic reticulum
Molecular function (GO): protein-cysteine S-palmitoyltransferase activity
Source: RefSeq, a predicted model, not a curated record